AUGUGCAGCAAUGACUUGUGCUAGUGUUGCAUCAGCUGUUAGCUAAAAAGAUUGCGAUUAAGGUUGCUGGAUGUUAUUAUUAUGCAGAAAUGUAAUAAAUCUUUUUUUACAUGUCCAGCAUCUUUCUCAGCAAAUUUAGAUUUGAACGCUGAUACAAAGAAUGCAAAGUAUUGUAAAUCUGUUAAUGAAACAAGCAAAGGUUAUAGUGAAAUAAAUCCAGUUGGUACAGCUUGUCAAACCAUAGCUAGCUAAUGCUGGUUGUGCAUUAGAAAUAGGUUUUGGAAAAUAAUGGACAGCUGCAAACUUUGAUGGAGUUGGUUUGACCACUGAUACAUUUUGCGUAACUUAAUCAACUCUUGAUAAGUUGAAGUUUUGUAUUAAAAAGGAUGCAACUGCCUGUUAACCAGGAACAUGUGAAGAUAUCCCAUCACCAGCAAAUAAAUAGAUUAUGAUUUGCAUUUAAAGUAAUUUUAUUUUAUAAAUUAAAAUAUUAAGAUAAUAAUGA
Molecule: messenger RNA, 505 nt
Organism: Paramecium sonneborni
Lineage: Eukaryota; Ciliophora; Oligohymenophorea; Peniculida; Parameciidae
Source: the annotation of a GenBank genome assembly